This is a messenger RNA of Symbiodinium pilosum, 244 nucleotides long. Lineage: Eukaryota; Dinophyceae; Suessiales; Symbiodiniaceae. The record is from the annotation of a GenBank genome assembly.
GAGGUGGAGGAGUUGUUGUGGCCACGGACGCGGGAUCGUCAGCAGCCCUGGAUUACGGAGCUUGGUUGGACUAUGGUGCCUGCUGGAUCUAACGAGCAAACGCUGCAUGCCGACAUCCUGUCUUGGGAGGAUGAGCCACUGUGCCCACGCAAGGAGGGCCUGGGUCGUUUCCACCACUUCUUGUGGAAGCCUAGCCGGCAAGAGUGCUGUACUACAAAGGUAGUCCACGCCGCCUUUACUGAUG